AUGCCGUUCCCCGCUGGAGGCAAGAUGCACAUUAUCUCUCAGAUCCUCGAACGCUACCCGAAAGCAGCAACAAUUGCUGCUUCGGUCCUCGUUUUCGUAGGCACACCAGCUGCUUUUCUCCUAUACCAGCACAGCCGACUUGGCCGCAAAGUCCACCACUCCGCUUCAACGGGCACCCUAGCAAAUCUACCGCUCCAGGAUAUCAAGUCAAUACCAGAAUCUGCCCUAGACAAGGAUGCUUCAAGCCAUACUCGCGCACUUUACGACAUAGCUUCUCUCUCUACUGCCAGCAUCAAUAUAUGUCCAUCACUUGCUGAAGAUAUGAUACUCACCCGGUACUUACGACGAAAUAUGACUGCAUUUUCGCGCAUGCCUCAAGCCUAUGCAUUGAGCCUCACCUGUGAUAAGCAUGCCCGCAAAAGCUUCCAGGCAUCCCAUAUCCAGAGGCUUAAUUUCGAACCAGGAGAUAUUGUCUGUGGCGGAUAUAGAGUUGUGCUCCGAGAAGAAAAUAGGGUCGAAUUUGCUAUGGAACUAAACCACAUUAGCGGUCGAUUGGUGACUACCUUUGAUAGAAAGGAAAAUCAAAUCACCUUUACGACACAGACAUUGAUGUGGCAACCUAGCAAUAUCAAAGCGCCAAUGCCCUUGGAAAAUCCGAUUCUAAAAUUUGCACACGAAAUAACAGCUUGGUGGAUGUUGGAAGCCGGCCUCUUGUAUAUCACAGACUAUACCCCUAUGUGA
Molecule: messenger RNA, 741 nt
Organism: Microsporum canis CBS 113480
Lineage: Eukaryota; Fungi; Ascomycota; Eurotiomycetes; Onygenales; Arthrodermataceae
Exons: 1
Coding region: 1-741 (246 amino acids)
Source: RefSeq, a predicted model, not a curated record